UGAACCUGAGACGGAAUGGUACAACGGGAGGGCGGCUCGUUUUGUCUCGGCGAGGAGGGGAGCUGUGUAAACCAGACUGGGUGGAGCAACGCAUCGCCCAGCCCCAUCUAUCGUGCAGACGGCCUUGUGUCCCGUCCGCCCGGAGCUCGGAGAGAGACUACAGCACUGAGAGUGUGGCGGCUGGAGAGAGAGGGGGCCGGUCUAUGGGAGGGACUAGCGCAAAGGGGGGAAUUGGAAGAAGGAGGGGGCGAGGAGGAGGCGGCACGGGUGCUGUUUCUCCAGUCUCUUUCCCCUGUCUUUGUCUCACACACUCUUUUGUUAGCCAUGCCUAGCCUGCUGGUUCUAGCAGGGAUCAUGGAGAAAAAUGGGGGCUACGGCGGGGAUCUGGCCGGCUCCGGCUUCGGCAGCGAGGGUCUCCUUGUGCCGCCCGACGAGGAGGAAGACGACUCCCGUGCCCUCAGGGUCGCGCUGGGCCAGUUGUCUCUGCUGGGGCUCGGGGAAGGCGAGGACGGCGGCGGAGCCCCAACAACAGGAGUACAGGACCGGAGCAACAACAACAACAACCACCACAACCACACGAACAGCGUCGGAGGCGGCGGGGACACGGCGAUUUUGCAAGGGAAGAGCAAGUUUUGCGCCCUGUACGAGAGCUCCUCAAGUGAGACGAAAGGACGAGGCUGCAACAUAACAGAAUGCGUCCCGGUGCCCAGCUCUGAACAUGUGGCCGAGAUAGUGGGGAGACAAGGUUGCAAGAUCAAAGCACUGCGGGCCAAGACCAACACCUACAUCAAAACCCCCGUCAGAGGAGAGGAACCCGUGUUCUUAAUCACUGGCCGGAAGGAGGAUGUGGCCCUGGCCCGCCGUGAAAUCAUCUCCGCUGCAGAGCACUUCUCCAUGCUCCGGGCAUCCCGCAACAAGCUGGGAGUGUCCUUUAGCGGCUCCCCGCCCACACCUCUGCCGGGUCAGACCACCAUUCAGGUGAGAGUGCCAUACCGUGUGGUGGGGCUGGUGGUGGGGCCAAAAGGCUCCACCAUCAAACGCAUCCAGCAGCAGACCUGCACCUACAUUGUCACUCCCAGUCGAGACCGCGACCCCGUCUUUGAAAUCACCGGAUCCCCCAGCAAUGCCGAGCGGGCCCGCGAGGAGAUCGAAGCGCACAUCGCCUUUCGGACAGGCGGCCUGCACGACCACAACAACGAGAAUGACUGUUUGGGGCCGAACGGUGGAAGCAGCCCGGCGGGCAGCAGCGGUGGUCUGGAGAGCCGGCUACAGCAGGUGUGGGGGCUGCAGGGGGGCCAGCGCAAGCCUCUCACCAGCAGCUACCGCCAGAACUUCUCAGAUGCCAUGGUUGGAGGGGGAGGGGGAGGAGGCGGCGGCGGCAGCGAGGGAGGGGGAAUCUACAACAAGGGCAACUUCUCCAGCUCCGGAGAGAAGCCCUGCUCUUAUUUUGGAUCCGAGGGCACCCAGAGCUGGGGUGACCCCGACUACCCCAAACAGGUGGCCUUUUACGCCCAGCAGCGCUCCAAAAGCUUCGGAGGCCUCCCGCUCCCUCUGACCAGACUCUCCCCCGGCUUGCCCGAGCCCUGUGGAGGCGGAAGCACCAACAACUCUUCAGUCACCAGCAUUGUGCCCGUAGCCGGCUCACCUCACGCCCAGGCCCGCCGCGCCCACAGCGAGCCCACUUCAGCCGGCGAGGGCUUCCCAGGCCGUCUGCCGGUGCCGGACUCGCCACCGGCCACCGUGCGGGACUGCAUGACCUGCUUUGAGAGCAAAGUGACGGCUGCCUUGGUGCCCUGUGGCCAUAACCUCUUCUGCAUGGAGUGUGCCAUCCGGAUCUGUGAGCUCAACCACCCGGAGUGCCCAGUGUGCCACACCCAAGUCACACAGGCCAUCCGAAUAUUCUCUUAAGGAACCACAUCAGUUUUUAUCAUUAGUUUUGUCAGUGUUUGUUCAAUAAUUAUUUACUGUUAUUAUGAUUAUUAUUAUAAUACACAUUUUUGUUUUUCAGAAAAUUUAAAAACAAUCAAGCAGAUAUUUUAGAAGGCACUGCUUGCUUUACUAAAAAGUAUAAGAAAUAUUUUUAAGUUUUUCUUUUAUAUAUAUAUAUGCAUAUAUAUUUUAUAAAAGUUUUGUUUAUAAGAGAAGUAUAGUACCUUGCAUUUUCAGUUUUUUGACUGCUGCUGUUUUUCAUUCAUGAAUCACAGUGUAGGCAGAGGUAGACAGUAAUGUGAACAUUUUAUUAUUCAAAUUUUUUAUUUUACCAUGAAGUGGGUUUAUAUUGACGGAAGAAGAUGAUUGUCGAGGGACCCAAUCUGCACCUGACUGACCUAGAAAGUCAAAGUUGUUAUUAGAAGGACAAAAAAAAUGGAAUUUUCAUUGCACCUUACAAUCAUCUUGGUCUAAAAUAGGAUUGUCAAUCAUAGCUUGAAAUUUCAUGAGCAGAUGUGGAGGUGAAUUCAGCCUUUUUUCACUUUUACUGUGAUUGUUGUUUGAUAUAAUUGGUCCAAAAAUAUUUUGGCUAAAUGAAAAUGUGAAUAGAUUGGUUCCAGUAAGUCAAAGCAUCUUUGCAAGAAAGCAAACAGCAGACCUUUAUUUCCUUCUCAUAGCUUAGAGCCUCAGAAGCCAGAUAAUGCUAAAAAGGGAUAGGACGUUACAUCAUUUAUUUAUAGUAACUGGUUACAUUUUAUUGGUGUCAUUAUUCACACAGAUAAAGUAUCAGUAAAUUCUCUGUCGAUUAGCCAUUGAUUACACUUUGGUCGCUGCAGUUUGUUGAAAAGAUCCAGUAAUGCUCGCUCCUCGUGGCACUUGAAAAGCAUGUGGUUCCUCGGUUGGCUUAAAGCACUGAUUUAAUUUGUGAGGCCGAAAGCCUUGGAAUUCAUCCAGUUGGCUAGUUCUCGAUAUCUGUCUCCCCGAUGGACUUGUCUCAAAGCCACCUUAACCGCGUUUUAUUGUCUUGUGUGGUCAUUUGGCCACAGUCGCAGAACAAUGUAGGACAAAGCAGGAGCUCCAGUCAACAAGCAUUUCUCUGAGGUGUGCACUGUAAAUAAGGAGGGGAAUCAGUACGUGGACAGAAGCUGAGCAAAACUAAAUGUGUACUGAAUCAGCAGCGGGUUAAAAUAGUUGACACUGUAAAAUACAGAGUCUCGAUUCAGUAAUCCUCGCUCUUCGUCCCCACCACUAACGGCAUUAUGUGCGAGCUACGAGAGGCCUGCUGUCUCCCCUGUAAUUAGCAAAGCUGUAUAGAAGCAGGUGUUUCGUGGCACACUGUGGCUGCGACCCUGAGCUGGAGGUCUCGCCUAGCCUCCUUUUCUUUCCCUCUUUUCUUCUGGGAGUGGCUUUCAUGUAUUCCCCCCCCCCCGCUUAGAGUUCGAUCGCUUGCUUUCGAAGGCCUCUCCGAGCGGGGCGCAUUGUCUGGGCCCCAGCAGCGGCGUGGUCUGCACAGAGCUCGGACACGGCCUGGAUCCACUCAUUCAUAAUUAGGCAAAUGGGCUGGUCCAGGUGCGGACCGUGUGGGGACUCUGGAGCUGUGCGAGGGGUGGGACGGGGGUCCUGCAGCGAGCACAGAGGGGGCUAGAUGGUCUGGAUGCAGCUGGGCGAAUAGGACCCCCUCCCUCCGCUCCCUCUUGCCCCUUCCCUCCCCCUUUUUUCCUCUCCUUUUCUGCUGCUCUGAGCCAUCCCUGCUGGGGAGAGGGGGCCUCCUUUGUCCCAAAACACACACACAAAAUUUUGAAAGACUGAAUUUGGCAGUGCCUGUGAAAUAAAGGGAGGCUUUGGAGAGAAAUAAAUUAUCGACAGUUAACAGGAGACACAACAGUUAUCUGUUUUUGAUGCCUCAUAAAUGAUGAUAAGCUCACCCUACAAAAACUAAGUGAUCUUAUAACACGAGGUGCAGCGUUGAAACCGCCUUGAAAUUUGUAUGGGGUUCACUCAAGAUUUCCACAAAGCCCCUCUUUACCUCCAGGCUCACCCCCCUCUCCAACUCGCUACUGUAUGGGACAUCCUGCAACUGCCCUUCCACUAUGGACACCGAGGCCUCAGCCAAUGAGAGCCCCCCUCGCGCUGAGCUUCCAGAAUGAAAUCAGACAAUUGUAAUUGACAGGAAAGCAGAGGAAACGCCCCAUUUAACCAGCACUCAUGCUGAAUCAAAUUACACACCCUCUGCGUCUGCCUUAGCCCCAGCUUGGGGAUUUCAGAGGGCUAGAGGAGAGCGGAUGGGGGUAGGGAUUAAAGCUGUUGAAUGAUGGGUGGGGGGUGGGGGGGUCAUUUUGGCUCGAGAAAGAGAGAAGUAUGUGUCCUAAAAAAACCUUCCAGAUCGAGCAGUUUUAUCGAUCAUUCAAGUCUUUCAUGGACCAUGUGCAGCGAUGACAGGUGAUCCAGCAGGCCUCUCUUAGCGAACAAUAAAACUCAGCUUCUGUCUCAAAAAAAAAACAAAACGAUUGCAAAUCUUCAGGCCUCUCCUUUAAUUUAAAACAAUAUAUAUAUAAAGCAGCCUCCUUGCAGGACUGCAGGGACAGCACUGUACUUCCAGAAAGUACCCUGAAAUCUAUCAGAUGUAGAAAUAAAGCAGAGUUAGGAUUUUAUGGAUGGAGAAAUUGCACAGUGGUUUGGCCUAAGCUUUCAACGUCACAUUCAAGGCAGUACAUGACACUGUUCUUUGAACUUAGUAUUUUUGUUAUUUUGUUUUCUGCCUUAAUAUUUUUUAUUCAAUAUUGCCAUUAUUUUUGGCAUACAAGGUAGCAACGUUGGCCUUUUGAUAGUAUUGCCCCUUAAACAACUUUUAAAGUACUUAUUUUUGGAAGAAAAAAGAAUGUGAAUCAAACUGCUCGGGUGGGGCUUAGAGGGAUUCAGGAAAUUAGGUUCAUAAAACACUUAAAAAACAGAGUCAAGCACCUUAAUAGAAAAAAAACAUCUGAUUAAUACCAAACCGACCACUGAUGGUGAAAUAUAUUUGAUAGAACUUCAAAAACAUGCACAUAAGGAUUCCCUAUCAUUUUUUUGUGUUAUAGUGGUUCUUGUUAUUCUUAUAAUAUUACAGUAGUAACUAGUGGCAAUUUGGGAGACCUCUCAUCCAUUUAGUCAAUGCUGUUGACUUGUUUUGAGUUUUGCACUGGUUUAAUGAAGAGAGGGCUUAUUGGAGAUUCUCCCAGUUUAGGCACUGUAUAAGUUAAUGAGUAUUGUACUUUAUGGGAAAGUGCUCUGAGCAUCUAUGUAAAUACAAUAUGUGUAUCAGUUACGAACGACCAGACAAGGGCCUGCUUAAAAGUGAGGUUUUGAUUAUUUUUACAAACUCAAAAGUGUCAUUGUCAAUGUUUUAGCAUAAGGAACUGAAAAUGUUUCUGAGUUUAGGGAGAGUAAAUCUUCUAUAUAUGCGUCCCAUCAUCCUUUUGACUAUAAUAGUAUAUUAGAUAGAUCCAUACAUGUAAGAAAUAUUAUUUAAACUGAUUAACUUAGUAUUUCAUUCAAAUAUAUAGAUUAAAAAAUUAACCAGACACUACUAUAAACCGUAAUAUCCUUUUAUGAAGCCACUGAUGUAUAAAUCCAAUCUCAACUCAAGUGAAUAGUAUGUGUAAUAACCGUACCCCUAAUGAAUAAAUCUGUUUCUAUGUAUAUCAGGAUGAAAAGCAAUAAUAGGACAAUACUGGGACAAACACAAGAGCCUGCUUUGUCAGUUCUUUAAAUAAUAUCCUGUUGAGAACUUGACCUUGAUUGUUAGGGUAAUAUCGUGUCUCAUAUCUGCUUCAAAUUCAUCACGGAUUAAUGCCAGUGUAGAAACAGAGGUACAGUGGAUUAAGACAGCUUCAGGAUUGGAAAUUGUUGUGUUAAUCAGGGUCUCAUUUAAUUUUUUGAUCGAUCGCAUCACAGGGUGGGUCAGGACAAACUUAAGGAUUCCCUCUCCUGAGAGGUGCUGGAAUGAUGAUGACUUCUCAUUGUGCUGUAAAAAUGAUCACUCGAGUGUAAACAAGCAACCAGAGCGUAAGCGCCAAGGUCGCUCCUGUUUGUGGAGCAGCAGGAGCUGGUGACUUCACUUAUGACAGGCUGAUGUCUUGAGGGCUUUGGUCAAAAAUGUACAACGGCAGCGAGAAGCAGAAGGCAGGACAACAUGAUAUGAUGCACUGCAGCCAUGUUGUCCGUUUGAUUAAACUACAUACAGGGGCAGACGUGUUACUCACAGCAUAUCUUAAGACUUCUGUUUACAUGGUAAUGAUUUCAUGGCUCUGUUUAAUAGUUGCUUUGCACCUCCUACUUUUCAUCUGUUAUUUUCAAAGGUCAGACAUAGCCAAAGAACAAAAUACAAGGAGAGCUAACUUGAGUUAACUUAUUUUUAGUGUCAAAAUCAGCCUGGUUUAGAGUUUACUGGAUUGAGUAUGAAGCUCAUAGCUAGAAUAUCCGUUUACCCAAAAGUCCCAAUUGAUCAAUCUGUGAAUAAAAUGAAGGCAUAUCAUGUUUCAGUGUUGUAAGAUUAGUUUAAUGCCACUAACAGACUCCCCAAAGAGAGCAGCUUAAAGCACAUCCUGACACUUAAUCAGUCAUUAGAGUCGUUUUUCUCUUGGUCUGGAAAAAAAAAAUGGAAUCUUUCAGAAUUUAAAAAAAAAAAAAAAAACGAGUUAAGAAGGAAUCGAAAACAAACCAGCAAAAACGAAACUGUAAGCAACAACACUGCAUUUUUCUUUUUUUUUUUACUUUAUAUUGUUUAUAGAGCCAUUAACUGUAUCCUUAAGUUUAACUGCAUGUUAGUAAAAUAUAGUACAAUAGGUAAGAUUUAUCGAGGAAAAAAAAGAUUGCAUAAAUAAUUCAUCAGCCUGAUACCUGAAGUGUAUAAAAAGCUUUAAGACCUUAAAGUGAACAUCGGUUUAAAAUCAUAUAUUUACCGUGUAGUUUAACGAAUUGAUGCAUAGUUUAAUUAUGAUUCUUAAGAAUAUGCUAAGUUUCAUUUGUCCAGCUCACCCAGUAUGAAAUACAUUUUAAUCCAGUGGAGCAGCGAAGGGGUGGGGCGACUCACAGUGACAUUUGAUUCAUUAAGUUCUUGUUAGUAUUAUUUACAAUAUUGUAUUAAGCUUACUAUUAUAGUAAUGGUAGAAACUGUUGAUGUUUUUCUUCUCUUGAUAUGAAAAGGUCUUUAUGCAUUUAUGUAGAAUCCCUUUUAAGGAGUGAUAGGAAAUCCUUAUUUUCAAUGGAUGCACUUAAGCAAUUGUACCAACCUGUCUAAAUCACAUUGAGCAAGCAAUGCAUUUGAAUGUAAAAAGAAAACAAACAAAAAAAAACACACAAAAAGUUGUUUUUUUGUUUUUUUUUUUUAAAAAAGAACACUCAACUUAAUGCACUCCUUACGCUUAUUGUUUGGUCAAUUUUACAAGUGAGCUUUAAGUUUUUUGUUUGUUUUUUGGAAAGGAAUUUGCAACAGGUUUUCAACGUAGACUAUAUUUGAGUUCUUCCACAUACAUUUAUAGAAAGUAACUUAAAAUGAAUAAAAAAAACAUAUUACAGUUUCUCAGAUCUAUUUUGCUAACAUGGGUUAUUAUUUCAUAGAAAGCAGAGGAAAAAAGUCAGUAUCUGGAUGUUAUUUAUGAAAAGUAAAAAAUGAAGCAACAUAUUUAUGAGUAACCUCAAGACAUUUUGUUUUUUAAUUAAAAUUACAAGAAGUUAAUAUAUUUCUAAACACAGGGAAGUCAGUUUCUACUAAGUAAAAUGAGAAAAGAAGUUUAGAAGUUUUAUUUAUGAAAGUUAUGGACACUCGCCUUUUCCAUGCACUUCAUGGCGAAUGAAGUGCAUGCAACAAGAGGUGCUCAUAGCUUAAAUUUUAACUUCACAUGUGCACUACUACAACAUCAGUGCAUUCACAAUGGAAUAAUUACAGAAAAUAAUAUAAUAUUUUUUAGAAUUUGGAGAUAUUUUAGUCACAGAGCAUCAAUUUUGUGCCUCAAUUAUAUAUUUUUCCUGCAUCAGCAUUCUUUGUGCAGUGCUGCUUGCUGUAACCCCUUUCCCCCCUUCAACUAACCCCAUGUUACUGACUGAAACGCAUUACUCAUUUCCUCUGUAAUCUAAACUCGCUUUUACUUAUCGAAAAAAACAUGUUACAACUGCAACGCUUGGAGUGAAUGAGGCAGCUGUGGUCCCCUCGCCAGUAGGGCCACACACUUGUACACACUUUCAUUCAUACAUUUUCUACAUCUGCUACUCAGACAGUUUGUGAUCGAUGGAGCGCAAUCAGAUCAAAAAAGGCCUUUAUGAAAGACUUUCCCUAAUAUGUUCGUUAGGUGAAGUGUGAGCGGAGGCAUCUAGCAGCGGACAGCAGCGCACUGUGUAGUAGAUCUAUGUAACUAGAUGCACACAUAUACACACAACAGAUUCAUUACCGUACUAGUUUGCAUGUAUGUUGUAUGGUCACUUAGACAGGAGAAACGGUGCAGGCCCUGCGUUGUCCUCUAACGUCAGCACACUUGGGCCGUUUCUCCUCUGUAGAUUUUCAUAGUUGGAGUCUCUUUGGAAAGUAGAAAGUUGACAUGAGUUUGGAGCCAGUCAAAGACCAUUUCAGUCCUCACAUCAGACUUCUUUACUCUGUUACCUGCUUAGUGAUGAAAGAUUGUGUUAGCACCGCAUAGGAAUUAACUUCAAGUUUGUGCAAGAGUCGAUACAGUUAAGAAAAACUUGAUAAAACACUACAAUGGCACAUUUCUGCUGCAUGCAAAGGUCGGGGACUGAAGUGGUGCAGGCUGGUGAAACUCGCAACCUUUUUCCAAAGAGGCCGAUACAGUCUGACAGUUUGUCUUUGGUAGCGUUUCCAAUUUUUCCAGCACAGUAGAGGUGUUUCAUACCGGUCUAAUAGUGGUUGUAGUGCAUUAGUUUUUGGGCCAGGAUCACCUGGCGUUAGUUUCUGGUUUCUCUGUGAACAGUAAAGGAGGGUUGCCACUGUGGCCCUCUGUGGCUGACCGUCAACUUUGAUGGAUGGAAAAAAAAAAAAAAAGCAAAAAAAAAAAAAAAAAAUAUGAAGAAGUCUUUGAACUCUGUUACAGUGUGCCAUGCCCUUAAUAAGGCAUGUGAUAUUGCAGGUUUAUUUCUUAUAGCACAUGUUUUUUUGUGAAUUACAUUUUUUGGAGACAUUUUUAUUAUUAUUAUUGUAUCUGCGCCAUGUUAGUUCUGGUUCUUUGUUAUUUUUCCAAGAUUCAAGAUGUAUUGUAAAUGUUUCUAAUAAAACAAAAAUGAAAUGAU
Messenger RNA from Amphiprion ocellaris (clown anemonefish), 9207 nucleotides. It is a transcript of the gene mex3a, whose product is annotated as mex-3 RNA binding family member A. Gene Ontology annotation, molecular function: RNA binding. Lineage: Eukaryota; Metazoa; Chordata; Actinopteri; Pomacentridae. The record is from RefSeq and is a predicted model, not a curated record. Bases 16 to 1908 code for a protein of 630 amino acids. The transcript is spliced from 2 exons.